Messenger RNA from Zea mays, 2083 nucleotides. Its product is annotated as CBL-interacting protein kinase 31. NCBI's taxonomy places the organism in Eukaryota, Viridiplantae, Streptophyta, Magnoliopsida, Poales, Poaceae. Bases 83 to 1768 code for a protein of 561 amino acids. The record is from RefSeq and is a predicted model, not a curated record. Gene Ontology annotation, biological process: signal transduction; protein phosphorylation. The transcript has 16 exons. Gene Ontology annotation, molecular function: protein serine/threonine kinase activity; ATP binding.
GUUGGUUUCAGAUGUAACAACUAAUUAACCGAAAGUGGUUGAUGGGGGAUGGAAGACGAGCUAGGAGAUGACAGAAUAAAAAAUGAACAGUGACAAUAAUGGCAUUGUGACGAUAGUGAGAAAGAUGUACGCAUCCGAUCCAUGGCAGAAUUCAGGACGACCAUGCAUGACAGUAACAGGAUCAGUACUCAUCAGCAUGCAUCCAUGGAUCGGCGGCGUUGUGCUCGUGCUGUUUGUUGCCUGCCUCGCAUGGCAUGUCCUCUCCUCCCUGCCUCCAUAUCUCCCACCUCGGCCCUCUCUCCACGCGUUUCACUUCAUCCCUGACGCCGACGACUUCCUCCCCGGCCCGGCUGCCUGUCACUGUCUCUCCCCCCUUCGUUCACGAAGCAGCAGGUACGGUACGGUACGCAGCUGCAGGAUGUACAGGGCUAAGAGAGCUGCUUCGCUCAGAGCGAAGCGCCGGCGCCUUGGCAAGUACGAGCUCGGACGCACCAUCGGCGAAGGGACAUUUGCCAAGGUCCGGGUCGCCAAGAACAUGGACACUGGGGAUCAUGUCGCCAUCAAGAUCCUCGACAAGGCCAAGGUUCACAAGAACAAACUAGCCGAGCAGAUUAGGAGGGAAAUCUGUACGAUGAAGCUAAUACAGCAUCCCAAUGUUGUUCGCCUGUACGAGGUGAUGGGAAGUAAAGCAAGGAUUUACAUUGUGCUGGAAUUCGUUAUGGGUGGAGAGCUCCACGAUAUCAUUGCCACAAGUGGGAGACUGAAGGAGGACGAGGCACGCAGAUACUUUCAGCAGCUGAUAAAUGCUGUAGACUACUGCCACAGUAGGGGCGUGUACCACAGAGACUUGAAGCUAGAGAACCUGUUGCUCGAUGUUGCUGGAAACCUCAAGAUUUCAGAUUUCGGGUUAAGCGCUUUGUCGGACCAAGUGAAGAAUGAUGGAUUGCUGCAUACUACAUGUGGAACACCUAACUAUGUUGCUCCAGAGGUCAUUGAUGACAAAGGCUACGAUGGUGCCCUUGCUGAUCUUUGGUCUUGUGGUGUGAUCCUUUUCGUGAUGCUCGCAGGAUGUCUGCCUUUCGAGGAUGACAACAUGGCUUCCCUUUACAAAAAGAUCUCAGGAGCUCAGUUCACUUGUCCAUCUUGGUUUUCUGCUGGAGCAAAGAGGCUGAUCAACAGAAUUCUGGAUCCUAAUCCCUCCACUCGGAUUACGAUUCCUCAAGUACUAAAAGAUCCAUGGUUUAGAAAAGGCUACAAGCCGCCUGUUUUCGAUGAAAAAUGCCAAACUAGUCUAGAUGAUGUCGACGCUGCCUUUGGAGACGAAGAGGAACAUCAUGUGGUAGAGGAAACGGAAGGGCAGCCCGCAUCGAUGAAUGCAUUCGAAUUGAUUUCAAUGAACAAGGGGCUGAAUCUAGAUAACUUUUUUGAAUCUGAUAAGAAGUACAGGCGAGAAACGCGAUUCACAUCCCAAUGUCAUCCGAAAGAGAUCAUCAAUAGAAUAGAAGAAGCUGCUAAGCCACUUGGGUUCUAUAUCCAAAAGAAAAACUACAAGAUGCUAAUGGAGAACUCAAAAGCAGGAAGGAAAGGAAACCUAAAUGUUGAGACUGAGGUUUUCCAAGUGGCUCCAUCGCUCCAUGUGGUUGAGCUGAAGAAGGCAAAGGGAGAUACUCUGGAAUUCCAAAACUUCUACAAAACUCUGUCCACGGAGCUGAAGGACGUCGUUUGGGCGCGUGAUGAUGAGGUCCAGGACAGAAGCUCCUCGCCAUGAAACAGUUGCGAGAUGAGGAAUACAUUGUCAGUUUCGCUGUACAUAUAGCUCUUGUUCGUUCCAAAGGACAAGUUUUGUGCCCAGUGUACAUAUUAUAGGCUUCGCUAGACAAAGACCUGCUAAUGAUGGUCUGGGGUGAAUGAAGAGGUAGAUGGAAACAGAACAGAAGGCUGGUUGUUUGUAGUGAAACACUGAAUAUGGUGUUGAGCUAUUCAUAUUCAUUGGUUCAAUUUUCUCCAUAGCAUUCUAGAAUAGAGUAUUUGUUGGUUGGUGAAACUUCGCUCGCAAAAAAAAAAAGUUGUUUGGAUCCAUUUA